GGACAUGGACUUGCUAGAUACCUAAGGUCGAAAUGGCGCACCGCUCCCACCGCCGCUACGACGACCACAGGGCCAAAGCCGACGAGCCGUCCAAGGUCGCCGCCGGCAACUACACCAAGCACCACAAGCACUACACCAAACAACACGUCCAGACCAGCACGGCCGCCGUUGCUGGAACGACCACUACGGCACAUACAUAUGCUCGGGCCCAAUCGACUUUUCAGGGGCUCCAAUCGAUCUUCCUGGGGGCCCAAUGGAGGCUUCAGUACUAUUCUCACUCAUACUCCAGAAAGGCGAAUACCAAGGAAGAUGUCGCAGUCGCCGCCGGCGAAUGGCGGCGCAGGGAGGUGAAGCAACUCGAGUACGUACGAAGCGGGCAGGUCGGCGACAUCAACAUCCGAGCAGUCCAAGUGCACGAGGUCAAGCAAAGGAUCGUCGCCUACGAAUGGCGCAAGGAGGAGAAGCACCACAAGCACACAACGAAGGAGCUCGGUGCCGCCACGGUACAGCACAACAAGUGCAAGGCGAAGAAGGCCCCGGAGCACGCGCGCUCGCACAGGACCAAGUAAGGGGUCACCGCCGCCGUCGGCAUAUUAGCAUAAUCCUUGUGCGCUUAGUAUGUGUCUGUUUGUUUUUCGUUCAGAGCAUGACUGGGUCUGUCAGUUGUGCGCGUCUGUAGCUCGAGGUGUGCACGUUCACGCCGGAGCAGAUCCUUAGCUAGGCAUGCCUUGAGCCCUUGACGUGCGGGAUGGCGCACGAAGUGGAGAGGCAUGGCGCGCUUUUCGGCUGGCCGGUGUGGCCACGUCCGUUCAGUUGUAUUCGUAGCUUUAUAUUUGCAAUACAGAGUCCAGAAAAAGGUAGCUAUUUUGCUGCACAA
Molecule: messenger RNA, 877 nt
Organism: Phragmites australis (common reed)
Lineage: Eukaryota; Viridiplantae; Streptophyta; Magnoliopsida; Poales; Poaceae
Exons: 3
Coding region: 33-569 (178 amino acids)
Source: RefSeq, a predicted model, not a curated record